UGAGGAAAGAAAAGGUAGGCCUGCCGUACUGGGGCGGGCCCUCAGCUGGCAAAGUUGGGAGCCUCUGUGCCUCAGGGGCUCUGGGAGGGAGGUGGCUUGUUGUGAGGAGCUCUCAGAGUCCAGACCCCUGUAGUCCUGGGAUAAGAAGCAAUAACAGGAUGAGAGGAGAACAUUAGUCGACAAUAAAUCUGCCCUAGAAGUGCACGUUGUCCAAGGGGAUCCUGGAGGAAGAGGAAGGGGGUUUGUCUGGGAGUGUCCGACUCGAGUGCUGUCCACUGCCUAUGGGAGCAGCUCUGCUAUGGCCAGCUUUGGGCUAGGCCUCCUGCUUCUGCUGCUGCUGCUGACCACCCACCCUGGACCCUCAAAGGCUCAGCACUGGUCCCACAGCUGAUACCCUGGAGGAAAACGAGCCUCCAGCUUACCCCGGGACCCUCAGCAUCCUCCUAGGCCCCCAGAAAAGGUUCUGGGAACUGCAGCUCAAAGCCCAGGCCAAAUUGCCCAUACCCUCCCAAGUGAUGCUCUGGCUUGGCCUGAGGACAGUGUGCCCUGGAAGAGCAGGACCAUGACCCGGUGGUUCCUCCGUGGGAAGCAGCACCUGGUGCAGACACUGCUGUUAAGUAAAGUGGAAGGCCCCCACCCUUGGCCACUACAGGGCCAGCUAAGAACUGAGGUGGUCGGGGGAUGAUACACCACUGAGAUGCCUCCUGGUACAGCUAGCUGUGGGCGCCGUUAUCUGAUACUCCAGAAUUCUCGACAAUUUAUAUAUACUAACAGUUUAUGAUGAUAUGACAGCAACAAUUUAUGAUGAGAUGCCCCGUAUCCCUGCUGUUGGGCUUCCCUGAUAGCUCAGUUGGUAAAGAAUCCGUACGCUCAAUGAGCUAGAAAACCCGCACGCUGAAUCCUCUAAGAGGCAAGGGGCAACGACAGGACGUGAGAGUCGCAAAACAAGCGGUUGGCCGAUCCUGCGCAGAGAAGCUAAGCUGGAAGGGGAAAGAGAGAGGCAAUAGAAACAGGAGGGGCGGAGAAGAGGUGGUGGGUAAAGCCACAGUUCGGCGGUCAGGUGACCAGAACGUCCACUGGAAUGACCGCCGCCUUCUGCAGACUGGGCCCCGAGAGCCAGGCCCUACCGCCCUCCAAUAAAGGUGUGAGACUCCUAAAGUUCUUGCAUCGAG
Molecule: messenger RNA, 1172 nt
Organism: Capra hircus (goat)
Lineage: Eukaryota; Metazoa; Chordata; Mammalia; Artiodactyla; Bovidae
Gene: GNRH2P
Product: gonadotropin releasing hormone 2
Exons: 2
Biological process (GO): multicellular organism development
Cellular component (GO): extracellular region
Molecular function (GO): hormone activity
Source: RefSeq, a predicted model, not a curated record